Molecule: messenger RNA, 2686 nt
Organism: Coffea arabica (coffee)
Lineage: Eukaryota; Viridiplantae; Streptophyta; Magnoliopsida; Gentianales; Rubiaceae
Product: probable RNA helicase SDE3
Source: RefSeq, a predicted model, not a curated record
AAAAGAAAAAGAAGAAAAAUAUAGUAAUUUAUUGGGGUAUUUGAUUCUUGAAAAUAGCUUUUAAAUUUUAUUUUUCUUAGGUGAAUGAAGGUCCAUCUGCCAUUUUUUACCACCUUCCUGUCCACGUUAUAAAUAUUCUGGCACAGUUUUGACCACAUAAACUUCAGCCAUGUUCAGCUAAGUAUUUUGCAUUAGGCUCUGUCUGAUAGUCAUAGUCAAACACAAAACUUGAAAUUUGUGUCGAGAUUUAGCUUUUUCAGUAGACAUUAUGGUAUACAUAUUUGUGUGAUCCAACAUGUCUUGCAUUAGGAGUUUUUGGCAAUGUGUUGAGGGAUUGGUUCCCUUCUUCCUGUGUUUGUGCAUAUGGCGUGAUACAAGGCUGUAAUUGCUGGUUAGAGACUAUUAGCUGGUGGUACCUUCAGGACAGCAGUGAGAUUUGGGAAAAUGCUGGCGUUCCUCAUUCAUAUAUUGAAACGAAUUUGUUGUGUUGAAGAUGAAGAAAGGGAAAUCAAUCAAUACCAGAAUCUGAAGCAGAGCCACUAUGAUUUUCGGAGAGUUCCAAUUAUUGACUCUUUUCCAGGGUCUUGCAAUUCUUUGGUGCAAACAACCACCCCCUCCAGAAGCAACGAAGUCUAUAAUGUCAACAAAUCAAGGUCAACCUUUAAUGAAUAUUUGGUUCCUAGUAAGCUAUCUAGAAACGAGGUUAGUAAGUCUGUGACUAGCUCUACAAGUACUGGAAUUGGUAACAAGAAUCUGAUAGUUGCAUCUGAAUCCACUUCACCUUCUUCCGUACACCAUGCCAAGCAACCUUCCAUUACUGCCGGGCCGAGUGAAGUACUGAAAAGCCCUGCUGAAAUUACUCAGAACCGAAACAAUUUAUCAUCUUCUAUGGACCACAAUCCUCAAAUUUGCAAGAGAGACGCCACUAUGCCAACUGAACAGAAAUUGUCCCCUGGUGUAUCUUCAGCUUCUUAUAAAUCAUUUCCGUCUUCCACAAAAUUGCCUCAUUUACAAUCCUCCAAGCUGUCACCAUGUGAAUCUGGGACCAAGAAGCUCCACUCAUUCCUUGAAACAGAUUCACCAUCAUCUUAUACUAAGCUUGCUGACUCUUGCUCUCAAAAACCCCCUCCCUUGUCAACUAAGCCGGUCCUGUCUCUGGUGUCUACAAGCUCUAUCAGUCUGCAGACAAAGACUAAGUAUGUUUGGGUAGAAAAGGGUGUGUCAUCCACAUACGUGUUUCCAAAGGGUAUUAGAGAUUUGAUUGAGAAAGACAUUGUCCCAGGAGUCCUCAAGCAGCCUUUGUCUAUGUCAACAUACAUGGAUUACUUUCAGGCUCUGUUGUAUGCUGAGGACUGUCACCUGGAGAAAUGGGAUGGAUUUGAGGUGAAGAAUGUCAAUCUGGAGUUGCAUGAAGCGUCAAUAUACAUGAGAAAAAGAAAACAUAAAACCUUGGAGGAAUCUGACCUGAAAGAUGAAAAGACCUUUGUUGCAUUUGAAAUUGACGAGAUACCUGAAAGGAGGCCAUUUUUGCUAUCAAGAGAUUUUGUUUCCGUACAGCCUUGUAGCAGGAAAAUCGAGCCAUUUCAGGGUGUCAUUUAUCGUGUGGUAAAGAGCAACCUUGUGUUAGCUGAAUUUGGAAAAAGUUUUUACUCUCAGCAUCGCCCAGAGUGCAAAUAUGAUGUAAAAUUUUCAUUUAAUAGAGUUUGUUUGAAAAGGGCUCACCAAGCAAUUGCAGAUGUGUCAUCUGCUUCAUUCAGGAACUUUCUCUUUCCUGAUUUACCACCAGAACAUGAAGUUCUUUCUACACAGCGUGUGGACAACAGAUAUCAGAAAGCUAACUUCGCUGUUCAUCAAAUAUUGAGGCUUCAGGGUGCACCUCCCUAUCUCGUGGAGGGACCAAUGUGUAUUUCUGAAGGUGGUCAUUUAUCAAGAACUGGAGUGGUAAUUGUAGAAGCAGCACGUCAGAUUCUUCGCAGUGAUCCAUCGAAAAAGAUUCUUCUGUGUGCACCUGUAAACAAAACAUGUGAUCUGCUCCUGAGAGGACUCAAGAAAGAGAUGUCGGACUCUGAUAUAUUUAGGGCCAAUGCUGCAUUCAGGGAGGUGGACGGGAUUCCUGUGGAUAUAUUACCCUCUUGUCUUUACGAGAGACAAACAGAGUGCUUUUCUUGUCCACCGCUUGAAGAGCUUCGAAAAUUCAAGAUAAUUUUAUCCACUUUCAUGAGCAGUUUUCGGCUGCAUAGUGAAGGAGUAAAGGCGGGACACUUCAGUCACAUUUUCCUGGUUGAUGCCUCAUCUGCCACUGAACCAGAGACAAUGAUCCCUAUAGCUAACUUUGCUAAUGAUAAAACCAUUGUUGUGGUGACUGGUGCACCAAGAAACCGUUCUGGUUGGGUUCGCUCAAAAAUUGCGAGACAGAAUGGACUGAUGAUUUCAUACUUUGAGAGGCUUCGCGAGAGGGAGCUGUACAAGAAACUUAAUCCAGGGGUAAUAAUGCAGCUGGAAGACAACUCAAAUGAAAGAUUUAGGUCUCUACCAGCAUUUGGGAUAUAAAAUUACUUUGUUAAUUGCAGACCAACUGGAGUUGUAUAUAUUAUGUUGGUAACGUGUGAAAGUUGUAUUUUUACCAAACUGCCUUUUAUAGCUAAACUGUUGGAUUUCUAUAGAAUGUGCUAGUUUUUAUUGGUCC